UGCACCAGGUUUGAAAAAUCACUCGGACCUGCUGAAGUAAAACCUUAACAAGCACCACUGCCUUUUGAAUCAAAGUCUGUAUGUUUGCAGGGAACGGGCUGAUGAGGGGCACAGGCAGAGAUGGCUGGUAGGGGACUGGGUGCCUUCAUUAUUACCUUCAUUUCAGAGAUGAGAAAGCAGUGAGGAUCAGCACCAGCCUUUGGACAACAGGCAACUCAGUGGAGAAUGUCCUAUCAAGAUGAAUAUGGCUCAUUCAAGAAUUAACUCUCUACUCAUCUUCUACCUCAGUUUUUUGCUGCUCAUCCAUUUAAAAAAGUCAAUUUGCAUGAGGAAUGAUUCCAGGUGCCUGUCAAACUCUUGCCAAAAGAACUCUACAUGUGUUGCUGGUCGUAAAGAUGAUACUUGCCAUUGUGCAGACGGGUCAGUGGACAGCAAGGAGGAACUCUGCAAUAAACCCUCUGAUCCUUGCUCUUCAAACCCUUGUCUCCAAAACGCUACCUGUUUAAGCUCUGCUGGAAACCUCAGCUUUACUUGCAAGUGCCCUGCUGGCUAUAAUGGACCUACCUGUGAAAUAGUUAUCAGCGUGUGUGACACAAACCCUUGUGAACAUGGAGGCACCUGCCAAAACGGCCUGGCUGGGCCCACCUGCCUCUGUAGUGCAGGAUACACAGGAGCACUCUGUGAAAUGGACUUUGAUGAAUGCAUUUCUGAACCAUGCCACAACGGAGCAGUGUGCAGGGAUGGGGUUGAUGAAUACUCCUGCUACUGUGUCCCAGGCUACCAAGGCAAGCACUGUGACCUGGAAGUGAAUGAAUGUGUGUCAGAUCCCUGCCUGAAUGGGGCAACAUGUCUCAACCAGAUAGGACAGUACGAUUGCAUCUGUCCAUUUGGGUACACAGGUACAAACUGUGAGCUGGAAAUAGAUGAGUGCUUUUCACAGCCGUGCCUGAAUGGUGCGACCUGCCACGACUUCCUGGGGAGCUUUGCCUGCUCCUGCGCGCCGGGCUUCCUUGGUGACCUCUGUGAAACAAACAUCGAUGAGUGCGUCAGCUGGCCAUGCCUCAAUGGGGGCCAGUGCAUGGACCAUGCCAACGGGUACAGCUGCAACUGUACCGGUACCGGAUUUAUGGGCCUACACUGUGAGACCUUAACUCCCUUAUGCUGGUCACAACCAUGCUACAAUAACGGCACUUGCGAGGACAACGCUGACAAUUACACAUGUCACUGUUGGCCAGGCUACACGGGCGCCCGCUGUGAGGAGGACAUCGGGGAGUGCGGCAGCAGCCCCUGCCGCCCCGGGGGGCACUGCGUGGAGCGCUCCUGGGCCCGCCACUACGGCAGCGUGCCUGGCCUGCCACCUGCCUUCAGCUUCGACAAGGCCGAGGGCUAUAUCUGCAGCUGUAAGCCAGGCUUUACCGGUACUCACUGUGAUGAAGACAUCAACGAAUGUUACAUGAACCCUUGCCAAAAUGGUGGAACCUGUGAGAAUUUUCCUGGGAAUUACACUUGCCAUUGCCCACCUGCAGACAAAGAAGGGAUUUAUUACGGUGGCUGGAACUGUACAGAAGUUCUGCAUGGCUGUACUGAUCAGCAAUGCCAAAACAAUGGAAUAUGUAUCCCACAUUUAAAAAAUGGCCAACAUGGAUUCAGCUGCAUAUGUUCACCUGGGUAUACUGGAACACACUGUGAAACCUUAACCACAUUUUCAUUUCAAGGAAACAGUUUCCUUUUGUUGAAGAAUCCUCCGGCCCCUAAAAAGGAAUUUUUCUAUAGUAUAAACCUGAGGUUUCAAACUGUGCAACCUACAGCUUUUUUAUUUUACCGAGGGGAGAAAAAUACAUUUGCGAAGCUGGAGUUACUGAAUGGCUACUUACACUUAUCUGUGCAAGUCAAUAACCAGCCACAGGCUCUUUUGCAUAUUUCACAUAAUGUCAGUGAUGGAGAAUGGCAUUCAGUGGAGGUAACCUUGGCAAGAGCUGUUACUCUUAAUUUGCUUGACAGCUCUUGUGUAGAAUUCUGUCUCAAUAAAACAUCUGUUAUGAUAGAGAAUGAUCACGUGAUGCUUGCAUUUCGGAGCAUGUUUUUGGGCAGCUUACCAGUGGGGAACAUUAGUGGCAGCUCUCUACUUAACAUCUAUAAUACACAUUCUGCACCUUCAUUUGUAGGCUGCCUUCAGGACAUUGAAAUAGACUUGAAUAUUAUUACUCCAGAGAAUGUGUCACCUGAAUCAUCUUUCAAUGUCAGGACAGGAUGUACUAAAAAGGACUGGUGUGAAAGCCACCCUUGCCAGAACAGGGGCCGCUGCACCAACCUGUGGCUGAGCUACCACUGCGAUUGCUACCGGCCGUACACGGGGCCAAGCUGUGCAACAGAGUAUGUUCCAGCCCGGUUUGGAUCUGAGGACUCCUCAGGCUAUGCUGCUUUUCCUGUUGAUGCCACUCAGAAUGAAAAUUUGAACAUAUCCAUGUUUGUCCGAACACGCAAAUCUUCUGGUUUGUUACUGGCUUUGAGAAACAGUACUUACCUCUAUGUAAAAGUCUACUUGGAAGGUGGGAAACUCACAAUGUUAGCUCUAAAUUCCAUUAAGUUGUUAGGGAAACACUCCAUGAAUGAUGGAAAUGUUUACUUAAUAACACUAAAAAUAGAACCAAAUAAGAUGGAAUUGUUCCAGUCCUCUCAAUACCUAGGCUUUAUUUCUACUCCAGUACUAACCAUCCAAAGGAAGGAUAUUCUUUACAUAGGGGGUCUACCAGGUAACACAGAAACUGAUAGAAAUGGCAGGUAUUUCAAAGGCUGCAUCCAAGAUGUAAGAGUGAAUAAUCAGCCACUGGAAUUCUUCCCCAUCACCAAUCCACUGAAUUCUCUUAUCAACCGAACUCUGAUCAAUGUCACCCAAGGCUGCACUGGUGACAACCUCUGCAAGUCCAACCCUUGCCACAACAGUGGUGUGUGCUAUUCUAUCUGGGAUGACUUCACUUGUACGUGUCCCCCUAACACAGCAGGGAAGGCAUGUGAGAAAGUUAAGUGGUGUGAGCUUGGGCCCUGUCCUCAUGAAGCGCAAUGCCAGCUGGUGCACCAAGGAUUUGAAUGUCUUGCUAAUGCAGUGUUUAAUGGCCGAAGCAGUGCGAUAUUUUACAGAAGCAACGGAAAAAUCAGCAGAGACCUCACCAAUAUCAUAUUUGGCUUUCGAACUAGGGACACUGACGUGAUACUGCUGUACGCGGAGAAGGAGCCAGAGUUUGUUACUAUCAGUAUUCACAACUCCAAAUUACUCUUUCAAUUGCAAAGUGGCAACAGCUUUUAUAAGCUGACCCUUGCUAGUUCACUGCCUGUGAGUGAUGGGAAAUGGCACCAAGUGAUGGUCUCUAUGGUAGAGCCCCUGUCCCAGUUCUCUAGGUGGCACAUUGAUAUAGACAACAAGAAAGACACUGCAACUAGCACAACUGCCACAGGAAGCCUCAACUUUUUAAGAGAAGAGACAGACAUCUAUGUGGCUGACAGGGCUUUUGACAGUUUGGAUGGCCUGCGAGGAUGUAUGAGCACCAUAGAAAUCAGUGGCAUUUAUCUCUCGUACUUCGAAAACGCUGACAUCCCUACUAAAAAACCUCAAGAGGAGCAAUUUCUCAAAAUAUCUGCAAACCCUGCUCUUACUGGAUGUUUGCAGGCAGAUUUCUGCAGCUCAGAUCCCUGCAUGCAUGAGGGGCUAUGUGAAGACUUCUAUACUUCCUACCAUUGCAUAUGUCCCAAAGGAUGGACUGGCACUCAUUGCGAAGUCAACAUCGAUGAAUGCUCUUCAAACCCUUGCAUUCAUGGAAACUGCACUGAUGGCAUCACCUCUUAUGAGUGCAGUUGUGAACCUGGUUACAGAGGGGUAAACUGUGAAGAGGACAUAGACAACUGCCGUGGCCACCAGUGUGCAAAUGGGGCCACUUGCGUUGACGGGAUUAAUGGAUAUUCUUGCCUGUGUGCUGCUAACUUCACUGGAAAAUUUUGCAGAUACAGAAGAUUACCAUACACAGUUUGUGGGAACGAAGAGAGAAACCUCACAUGUUUCAACUAUGGCAACUGUACUGACCUCAGCGGCGAGCUGGCAUGUGUGUGCCUGCCAGGAUUUGCUGGAGAACGGUGUGAGAAGGAUGUUGACGAGUGCAGCUCCAACCCGUGCCUGCACGGGGGCCUCUGCCAGGACCUGCUCAACAAGUACCACUGCCUCUGCGACGUGAACUAUGCUGGAGACCGCUGUGAGAUAGAUUUGACAACUGACUUGAUCUCGAACAUAUUCACCUCCGUUGGCUCAGUAAUGCUGGCCUUGUUAUUGAUCCUCUUCUUGGCAGUUGUGGUUUCAGUCAUCACUGCCAAUAAAUGGGCGACUCAAGGGACCUACAGCCCCAGCCGGCAGGAGAAGGAGGGAUCCCGGGUGGAGAUGUGGAACAUGGUGCAGCCACCACCGAUGGAAAGACUGAUUUAGAAGAAAGCACUCCAUCCUGGAAGAUGGCUGAAAGGAGACAGUGUACAUAUGUUAGAUAUAUUAAUUUCUGUUCUGAUACCAGGAAUACUUGUUAGAAAGAUUACAAUGACUUUGGGCUUUCAAUAUUUUCACUGUUUUUCUUUUAAAUUCAGCAACACUAAAAUUCUCUUAGCAUUUAAGUGAACGAAUGCCAUUCAUCAUCGCUUUGGGCCAACCUGUCCAAGGACAACUUUAUUUGCACGGCAAACUCCAGCCUUGAUAACCAGCAGUAGGCAUCACAGAGAGUAGUGACUCCUGGGAUAUAUGUAAGUGCCUGUCUCGGAUGCAACAUGAAUAACAGCUUCUCAUUUGGGCUUUCUUUUGACUGUCUAGCAACCACUGCUGCAGAAGAUGAUGCAGGCAAAUCAAAUAAGCCUGUACAAUAAAGACAUUGCAAUUCUGUUAUCAAAGGGUUUAGUACUAGAGCUGUGUCUCAGCAUAUCUACUUUCCUCUGUUAAUCAGGGAUUAAAAGCAAGCUGUGCAAAAACUCUCCAAAAUAAAUUCUUCAGACUUAACUGGUUUUCUUUCCUCCAGUUCUCGCAUUUUACCUGCUGCCCCUCCACCUUCCACUGAAAAGAAUUUCAGUUUCCACAAAAGCACGUAUUUAUCUGAGUACGAAAGAAUAUAUAUAUAUAUAUUGCCUAAGAUAUCCAGUGGGCACAAUCUGACCUCUUAGGAUACAGGGAAUCUAAACAUCCUAAACAAAUUCUGUGCAUCCACGCUACUGCUGUUUUCUUAUUACAAUAUUACCUGAUGGUCCAUUUUUGAAAACCAUUGCUUCUUACAUUGCAAACAUUUAUCAGCUGCCAAAAAGCACACUCAAAAAAGUUUCCUAAAGCUCAUGGAAAAUACCAAGAAAGAGGCAGAAGUGGCCUACAGGUAAAGCACUGGCUUGGAAAUAAUUACAACAGACUUUGUGCUUCUCCUGGAGCUCAGACUUCUCAUAUAAUCAAGGGCAAAUAAAUUUUUAUGCCUCAGUUUUCCUCUCUUAAAACAGGGAUAAUCCCAUUUAACUACCUCAUAAACCUCAGCAGAAAAAGGAUCACAACUGUUGAAAAAGAAACAAACACAUAAAAUGUAAUGGAAUAACAGGAGAAGUUUGGAAGAAAUCCUGUAAUGAAACAGACAUUUGAAAAUCUUCAAGAGAUUUAAUGAUCAUUCUUAUAGUAGUAAAGGAUGUGCCAAAAAUACACCCAGGUCAAAGGGGUUUCUUGAAAUGUAGAGGCAAAUUUUAGCAGUAACUCAUCCAGUUAAUUUUCACAUGUAGUCAAGAAAUUAAAGCAGAAACAUUGCUCCCACACAAACUGAAUGCACAAUAAAGAGGCAACCGAGUGGAGAGUCCAUGAUGGCAUUUUUCUUCCUGCAGUUCCACUUACAUGUUCCCACAGCUGUGAGACACUCCAGAUAGGUGCAUCAAACCCCAGAUGGUUCUUCCAGGAGUUGCAUAAUAGAGCACGCACACGCAGUAUCCAAGAGUUUAACUCAUCUUUUUAAUUAAUGAUCAAUUCAUAAUUCAUUUUGAAUGAACCCCUUAAGGGAUUACUGAAGAUCAGUGUCACUCAUUUAUUUUUGUAUUAGAUGAUUAGCAGUAACUAUGAUAGGAAGCACAUUUUGGAUUUUUUGCAGUCCUCACCAAUAUCUUUCAAAACAAGGCACUACAGAAAAUGUAAGUGGAUGGCAGGAUUCAAGCUGAGUUAAAAGAGCAGAAUGUAGUCACAGCGAAAAUGCACAACAGAUUUUAUUCCAGCCCAAUUUACAGCUUCAGUACUGACGCUUAUUAUUGUGAAAGCAAUCGCUGUCGUACAGCUGCAGUGUAAAUCCAGAGAAUUCAAACGGCAACUAAGGAAAUAAUGGAAAAAUAAGUUACCACGAAUAUGAUGGGAGAUAAGACAUAGCAGAGAUUCAGGGUAGAUAUUUUCAAAUCAUGUCAUUAUGUAAUACAGAAGUAAUAGGUUUUAAUUGAAACUCUUGGUUUAGCCCAGUAUUUGCCCUGUGAGACACUGCUAAGGCAUAAUAAAGAAUACCAUAAGGUUUGUUAGGUGUGAUCGUUUCUAGAAAGUUACAUAAAUAUUGGAAAAAAGAAGAAAUUGGCUCAAAGAGUGCACAGUUUGAGGUAGCAAAUGUUUAGCAAAUGAGAUAGCAAAGAACAGCACAUGAGGACGAGAGACCACAAGUGAAGCAGGAGUGAUUUGUGCAGGUUCUUGCACGCAGUGCUUUAACCUCGGCCAAAAAAGCUGUGAGACCCCCAAAAGCAAGGCCAUCGCUGCCUAGAAAGUGGCAAAGCAGGCAAGGACACAGGAAUCUGUGAUAACAAGAGGGUGGGCAAUAAAUCAAUGGAGAAGAAGAGCUGUCAGGCUGCAGGCUGGGGAGGGUUUGAGGACAGAGAACUCUUGAAAACCAGGGCGAAUCUAGAAGCACAAACUGGGCACAAGCAGGAGCAGCAGCAGCAUUGAACUAGUAAAGCAGAUGCAAAGAAGAUGCUUCCACACCUGCUUUGUGUUCUUGGAUUUCUGGUCAAUGAGCUAAAAGGAGCAAUAAAAUUGACGGAGAUCGCAAUGAAUAGCAGAGAUGGAGAAAGAAAACCAGAAAUUAGUUCAUAGCAGAAACAGCAGUAGAAUGGCUAUAAUAAGGAUCCAGCUUUGAUGUUUGCCCUUCUUUAAGCAGCAGGUUGGACUAGAUGACAUCAGCAGGUCCCUUCCAGUCUGAAUUAUUACAUGAUUCAAAGAACAAGGACAAAAGAAAGCAAGCAGCUGAAGAUAGAGGCAGUUUGCAUGCAGAACUAGAAGGAAAGCAUUAUUGUUAAUGGUGAGAGACAGAGCAAGCCAGUGCCUGGAAAGGAAUUCUGCUCUCAGUGGUUUGACCUGGAUGAAACUGGGGGGGCAGUAGAAGACCGGUCUCUACAGAGGUAAUAAAAUAUCCGAGAAAGUGUUGCCACACAGAGAAUCUAUAGGGCUGAGCAAGAUACCCAGGACCAUGUGCAGGGGAAGGAGAGGCAGAGCAGAUGAAAGCCUGUAAAUUUUCAUGCAGACCAAAGACAGCUCUGGAAGAAUAUGCACCUAAAGAAUUAAAAAGACACCCAUAAAAGCACAACAAAGGGAAGAUCUCACAGUGGGGUAUGAGUGUGGCUUGUGGAAGGUAAGUCAAGGAGACAGAAGGCAGGGGAAAAACCUUUAAACUAGGAUUAAACUGUGAUUGCUGUCAGUCUCAGUGGAGAGGAAAGGAUAAAAAUAAGAGAAAUGUGAAAUGGCAGAAAUUCGUGCAGAAGUGAGAGAAGAAAAGGAAAUGAAAGUGGAUGGCACUUGAGGAAGGUGGAGGCAAAAGCUGGACUGCAGCAAGGGGAAGUUGGGCUUUCAGAGCAGCGAGGCCAUAGGAAAAGGAGGGAGGAGGAUGGUGAGUCAGGAGUGAGAAUUACCUACCAAAGCAGAUCUGUGUAAGAUGAGUUAGAGGGAGCACGUUUUGUUGCAAGUAGGGAGAAAAUGUGGACUAUUCAAAACUCU
Falco peregrinus (peregrine falcon) is the source of this 8005-nucleotide messenger RNA. RefSeq names its product crumbs cell polarity complex component 1 (gene CRB1). Gene Ontology annotation, molecular function: calcium ion binding. Gene Ontology annotation, cellular component: plasma membrane; protein-containing complex. Gene Ontology annotation, biological process: establishment or maintenance of epithelial cell apical/basal polarity; heterophilic cell-cell adhesion. The transcript is spliced from 12 exons. Bases 239 to 4468 code for a protein of 1409 amino acids. The record is from RefSeq and is a predicted model, not a curated record. Lineage: Eukaryota; Metazoa; Chordata; Aves; Falconiformes; Falconidae.